This is a messenger RNA of Sciurus carolinensis (gray squirrel), 1584 nucleotides long. Its product is annotated as zinc finger protein 449-like. The coding region runs from base 1 to 1584 and encodes 527 amino acids. The transcript is spliced from 4 exons. Gene Ontology annotation, molecular function: DNA-binding transcription factor activity, RNA polymerase II-specific; RNA polymerase II cis-regulatory region sequence-specific DNA binding. The record is from RefSeq and is a predicted model, not a curated record. NCBI's taxonomy places the organism in Eukaryota, Metazoa, Chordata, Mammalia, Rodentia, Sciuridae. Gene Ontology annotation, biological process: regulation of transcription by RNA polymerase II.
AUGCUGCACGACCACAGCAAUGACUGCGAGGUGUUGCGCCAGCACUUCAGGCAGUUCCAGUACACAGAGGCGGCCGGGCCUCGGGAAGCUUUCAGCAGGCUGUGGGAGCUUUGCUGUCGGUGGCUGAAGCCCAAGAUGCGCUCUAUGGAGCAAAUCCUGGAGCUGCUGGUGUUGGAGCAAUUCCUAACCAUACUGCCCACGGAGAUGGAGAGCUGGGUGAGCGCGUACGGCCCGGAGAGCAGAGAAAGACUUUUGGCCCUGAUAGAAGACUGGCAGAGACAGCGCCACAUACCACCGCUGGAGGUCGACAUGCAUGACAUGCUCUUGGAAGAACUGGCUCCAGUAGGAACAGUACCCAUGCCACCAAACAUGCACCUGGAGACGUCUGCACUCCAGGGAAUGGGACCUGUCCAGGAGGCCCCAGUGACAGAGGCCUGGAUCCCACAGGCAGGGCCUCAGGAGCUGAACUAUGGUGCCGCUGGGGAAUGCCAGCCCUUUCUGGAUCCUGGACAUGCCACCCCAGAGUCUGGCUGGAGCUGCCUGCUGGAGUGCAGGGGAGAGCCAGGGAUGGCAGAGCUGCUGGGCGGCCGGCACGUGGAGCAAGCACCUGAGUCCAGGAGAGGUUUUGGAAUCGGCAGAGAAAGCAAAGGGAGUGCGUCAGCGCAGGGAAACCUGGGCAGCGUGCAGCCAUGUUUGGUUUGUUUAGACGCGAAUGCGCCUCAUGCUCCUCCACCCAUGGGCUGUGAAAAGCUGGAACCUCCGAGCGACACCGCCCCAGAGGAGCUGCUGAGCUCCUGCUGGAAGCCGGUGCACCCGCCGAGGCCCUGUGCGGCAGGGAAGCCCCUGCCCCUGGCAGCCCCCAAGCCCAGGGAUCCCCAAGAGAAACCCCAUCGCUGCGGCCAGUGUGGACAGUGCUUCACUUGCAAGAAGCGGCUGUCCACUCACCUGAAAAUCCACGCGGGGGAGCUGGGUUACAAGUGCCCCGGCUGUGAGAAGGGCUUCCUGCACCGCUCAGACCUGGACCGGCACGUGCGCAUCCACACAGGGGAGAGGCCCUACGAGUGCUCCCUGUGCCACAAGCGCUUCAUUCAGGGGGCGCACCUCACCAUGCACCAGAGAGGGCCCUGUGCCAAGGACAACUACCAGUGCCAUAAGUGCAGCAAGAGGUUUGCCAACAGGGCCAACCUGAUGGGACACCUGAAAACUCACACGCAGGAGAAACGUCACGAGUGCCACAGCUGUGGGAAGCGCUUCAAUCGGCGGACGGCUCUCACUCUGCACCAGAGGACGCACACCCAGGAGAGACCGUUCUCCUGCCAGCACUGUGAGAAAAGCUACAGACAGCGAUCCAGCCUCAUGAUCCACCUGAGGAUCCACACCGGGGAGAAGCCCUACAUCUGCAGCCACUGUUCCAAGAGCUUCAUAAAGAAAGCAGGCCUCAUCGCGCACCAGGCGGCGCACUUCAGAGAAGGGUUCCCUGGGAACCCGCCGCAGGAGGGAAUGAGUCCCGAGCCAAGUGACAGUAACCCCACAGGGGCUGCGCCUGCCUGUGCUGGGCUGGGGCCGGAGGACGCUCUGGUCUGA